Messenger RNA from Loa loa (African eye worm), 607 nucleotides. RefSeq lists its product as hypothetical. The transcript has 2 exons. Bases 188 to 580 code for a protein of 130 amino acids. NCBI's taxonomy places the organism in Eukaryota, Metazoa, Nematoda, Chromadorea, Rhabditida, Onchocercidae. The record is from RefSeq and is a predicted model, not a curated record.
UCCACUACCUUUUUUUCUCUUAAGUCUGUCUUAACAAGAAGAAAAUUAGCUGAUCUGUUAUUAAGAAAUGGACGAAAGUUUUAUCUGAUAUCAUUGAAAUAUGUGCCACUGUUACAUAUUUAAUACAUUAUUAGAUCUAUUCACAUUAGAGAAACUGCAAUAGUACUUACUAAUCAUAUAUUUAUAGAUGUUGUUCAGGUUUUGUUCCUCAUCCCUUAUUAUUAUGUUUCAUUGUUUCGUAAACGAAACUCUCGUCUUCGCUGAGAUAUGGCCGGAUCCGGUUGAUGAUGGCCGAGAAAAUUAUCCGAAACCAACCACCUGGGCAAACAAACAUUACGGACAAUGGUGUCGCAAUCGAACUGUAAGCAGGUCAAUUCAAUGCCCGAUGGGCUCAGUGUUCCAUUAUUAUUCCUGUUGCGGUGAUACGGGCACCGAAUGUUGCUUCCGAUUACAACCUACCGUUAUUGCUUAUUCACUUUCUGUAGUAUUUCUUGUUGUUGUUUCUUUAGCAUUUUACUUUUUGCUAAAAUUGAAUUUGAUUUGUCCAACAGAAAAUGACAUAGAUAAUAAUGAAGAAUAAGGUAAUUAAAUCAGUCCAUUAAAUCAG